Aureobasidium melanogenum CBS 110374 is the source of this 1206-nucleotide messenger RNA. Its product is annotated as Clavaminate synthase-like protein. Bases 1 to 1206 code for a protein of 401 amino acids. Lineage: Eukaryota; Fungi; Ascomycota; Dothideomycetes; Dothideales; Saccotheciaceae. The transcript has a single exon. Gene Ontology annotation, molecular function: oxidoreductase activity. The record is from RefSeq and is a predicted model, not a curated record.
AUGGCUCCGACCGCCGUCCAAUCCCCGCUUGAACCAUCUCAAUUCCCCUCCUACACAUACCACAACCCUUCGCCCAAGGUCUUCCCUGACGGUGUCAAGACUGCCGGCCAAUUCGAUCCUGUCUACAACCAGCUUGCCCCAUACUCGGCUUUCCCCAAGGAGAUUACCGGCCCUACAGUAUGGCAUGCUGAGGAGUACAAGAACAACCCAGAGCGCUGGACACACCCUUUCAGCGACGACGAGAUUGCCGAAAUCAGCAAGGCUGCCGACGACUUCAUCGCCUCGGCCACCCCGCUGACUGGCAUCACCAAGGAGAAGUUCCCCCUGCCCUCUGCCACCGGCCGCCUGCUGCACUCGCUGCGUCACGAGCUGCUCAACGGCAAAGGCUUCAUCCUCUUCAAGGGCUUCCCUGUCGAGAAAUGGGGCCUGCACAAGUCCGCCGUCGCUUACAUGGGCCUGGGCACAUACCUUGGCUAUUUUGUCAGUCAGAAUAGCCGUGGUCACGUCUUGGGUCACGUCAAGGACGUCGGUGAGGACAGCAGCCAGAUUGACAAGGUCCGCAUCUACCGCACCAACGCCCGCCAAUUUUUCCAUGCCGACGACAGCGACAUUGUCGGUCUUCUCUGCAUAGCUCGUGCUCUUGAGGGCGGUGAGUCUGAUCUCGUGUCAAGCCACGCUGUAUGGAACGCACUGCAGAAGGAGAACCCUGAUGUCGCCGAGUUGCUCACCCAGCCCAUCUGGUACUUUGACCGCAAGGGUGAAAAGUCUGUUGGCCAGCAAGACUGGAUCCGCACAUCCGUCUUCUACCUCGAGCCUAAGCCCAAUGGUCGUGUCUACUCCAAAUGGGACCCUUACUAUGUCAAGUCCCUUACACGUUUCAGCGAUGCGGGCAUCAUCCCAGCCCUCUCGGCUGAACAACUCCGCGCUGCUCAGAUCCUCGAAGACACAUGCGUGCGUCUAUCUCUGCACAUGAUUCUCGAAGUCGGUGACAUCCAGUUCUUGAGUAAUGAACAUGUCCUGCACGCUCGCACAGCCUACAAAGACCACGCCCCUCCACUUCCGAGACGUCAUCUUAUGAGACUCUGGCUCGCUACCCCAGAUACUGAAGGUGGUUGGACCUUGCCCUUCGAGGACUCUUCCCACAGAAAGCGUGGUGGCAUCCAAGUUAACGACAACCCUCCUGUCGCCCCCCUCGACGCCGAAUAA